Messenger RNA from Nicotiana tabacum (common tobacco), 1029 nucleotides. The record is from RefSeq and is a predicted model, not a curated record. Lineage: Eukaryota; Viridiplantae; Streptophyta; Magnoliopsida; Solanales; Solanaceae.
AUGGCUAAUCAAGUUAUUGUCGGAGCACUCUUCCAAGAAGGAACAUCGCAAGUAAAGCCACCAUAUUUCAAUGGACAAUAUUUCUCUCAGUGGAAACGAGUUAUCAAAAAAUGGAACUAUCCUCUACCGGAUGCUGCUCAACCACCUGCUGAUCCUGAAGAUAUAGAUGAAUUUACUGAUGAACAAAUGGCAAUUGUGCAAGUUAAUGCUAAAUCAAGGAAUCUUCUUUAUAAUACUAUAAGUGGUGAGGAAUAUGAGAAAAUCUCCAGUUGCGAUACAGCCAAAGAGAUGUGGGAUAAACUUGAAGUUACUUAUGAAGGAGCCAGUAAAGUGAAAGAAACCCAUAUCAACAUGUUGAUUCAUGACUACGAAAUCUUCCAGAUGAAAGAAGGAGAAUCCAUUGAAGAGAUGUUUGCCAGAUUUAGCAAAAUCAUUAGCGAUCUAAAAGCUUUUGGCAAACCAUACUCAAGUGGUGAUCAAGAUUUGAACAAAUUAUCAUACGAUGAACUUCGAGGAGAACUUAUAGCCUUCGAGAAAACUCAUCUCAAGAAAACAAACCAAGAAGAAAAGAAGAAAACAAUUGCUUUCAAGGCGACAACUGAAAGAGCAGACAAUGAUAUUGAUGACGACCCUGAAGCUCUUCAAGAAGAAAUUGUCAUGGUAUCAAGGAACAUGGAUGGUUUAAUGAGGAGAUACAGGAAUACAAGAAGAGGCAGGAUACCACCCAGGAGAACUAGGCAAUAUAACAAACAAGACAAAAAUGAUGGGAAAUGCUCUGAGUGUGGAAGAUUUGGGCAUGUUCAAGCUGAGUGUCCUAAUCUUAAAAGAAAGGUUUCCAGAGGAUUUAACAAGAACAAAUCAUUUGGAAGCUGGAGUGAUGAAGACAGUUCAGAACACAAAGAGAUAGCAAAUCUAUGUUUCAUGACUUAUCUGGAAAACGACAUGAACAAACUCUCAAGGUACUGGAUAGAUGAGGAAACUUCAGAUCACGAAUACAAAGAUGACAAUGAGAACUGUUUCAUGGCGUGA